Molecule: messenger RNA, 825 nt
Organism: Pseudozyma flocculosa PF-1
Lineage: Eukaryota; Fungi; Basidiomycota; Ustilaginomycetes; Ustilaginales; Ustilaginaceae
Exons: 2
Coding region: 1-825 (274 amino acids)
Cellular component (GO): intracellular anatomical structure
Molecular function (GO): oxidoreductase activity, acting on NAD(P)H, oxygen as acceptor
Source: RefSeq, a predicted model, not a curated record
AUGUCGAUGACCAUCGAAGACUGCGCCGCUGCUCGGCAGCCUCGGCCCUUUCCCGACACGCCUACCAACGUCCUGGAGCAGUUCAAGAUGAAGGGCAAGGUCGUGGCCAUCACUGGAGCCAGCGAAGGCAUCGGGUUCGCCGCCGCAGAGGCAGUGGCCGAGGCGGGCGCCGACGUGGCGCUGUGGUACAACACCAACGACGUCGCCAUCGCAAAGGCAGAGCAGCUGGCAAAGGCGCACGGCAUCCGCGCAAAGGCCUACCGGUGCGAGGUCUCGAACCACGAGGCCGUCCGCAAGACCGUCGAGGCCGUCGUGGGCGACUUUGGCAGGCUCGACGUCUUUGUCGCCAACGCCGGCAUGGCCAUCUCGAAGCCGCUCCUCGAGACGUCCAUCGACGAGUACCGCAAGCAGAUGGAGGUCAACCUCGACGGCGUCGUCUACUGCGCAAAGUACGCCGGCGAGGUCUUCAAGAGGCAGGGCUCCGGCAACCUCAUCAUCACCUCGAGCAUGUCGGCCCACAUCGUCAAUGUUCCCGUCGACCAGCCCGUCUACAACUCGACAAAGGCCGCCGUCACGCAUCUGGGCAAGUCGCUCGCCCGCGAGUGGCGCGAGUUUGCGCGGGUCAACAUCGUCUCUCCUGGAUUCUUCGACACCAAGAUGGGCGCCUCGCCGCGCUGCCUCAACGAGGCCUACAGGAUGUCGGCUCUUGGUCGACAGGGACAUACUAAAGAGAUCAAGGGCCUCUACCUCUACCUGGCCAGCGACGCGAGCUCGUACCAGACGGGCUCCGAUACGCUCAUUGACGGUGGAUACACUCUGCCCUGA